Molecule: messenger RNA, 1436 nt
Organism: Physella acuta
Lineage: Eukaryota; Metazoa; Mollusca; Gastropoda; Physidae
Product: alpha-crystallin B chain
Biological process (GO): response to heat; protein refolding
Cellular component (GO): nucleus; cytoplasm
Source: RefSeq, a predicted model, not a curated record
CGUCACCAGCUAACCGUCCCCCAAUUAAAGUGGUGUGUAAGAUCUAACCCAGUCGCCUACAAGUUUGAUUAGGUAGAGUAGCCUCAAGUUUACUACAGCUGUCGCCUACCAUGUCGGUACAACGACAAGUUCCCGUCUCGAUGGAACCUUCCCGCCCAGACGUCUUUGACUCCUUUUUCCCCAGUUUUAGAGACGCCCAGUUCCCUGGUUCCUCGCUGUCAGGUUCCACGUUCCCGCGAGAAAACGCCUUCUACGCCCCGAGAGAAACCUACGUGAGAGAUCCUAUGCGAGACACGGCAGUUUACCAGGCCAACCCAAUGCCGGUCAGUGCCCUGCCCUUGACCAGGGGCUUCUUCAACCCUGAGCGUCAGCUGGCCAGUAUGGACAACGAGCUGCAGAGGAUGUCGUCAGAGAUGCGCCGGAUGUUCAGUGAGAUCCAGCACCUGAUGCCGGGGGAUGCUAACCCAGAGGGCUGGAGGGUUAAGGAGAAUUUUUUCCUGGACAACCCCGUGUACCAUGACGUGUCGUCUGGACACAACGUCUUCCGGUUACAGUUUGACGUCAGACAGUUCAGGCCGGAAGAGAUUUUCGUCAAGACUCUUGGCAACCAGCUGACAAUUCACGCCAAGCAUGACGAGAGCACAGAUGGCAAAUCUUUACACAAGGAAUAUCAUCGUCAAUAUGUGCUACCGAAGGAGCUGAACCCAGAGACCUUGACAUCCAAGCUAAGUCGUGAUGGGAUACUGACCAUUGAAGCCCCACUGCCCAUUACUGAUGGACAUAAGGAUAAGCUGAUCCCUAUAAAACAUGAGUAACAUGCCAGCUGGCCAUCUUACACCACCAAACACCUGGCUAAGACAGCCAACAAGAACUGCUACUUUAUAAUAUUAAAAAAGACUUCAUCUUUGCCUCUAUAAUAUACAACUCAAACCAUUUUUUUUUUAUUUACUUUAUGAACUUUAUGCAAAUAAAUUUGUAAAAGACAAUAAAUAAUUCUCAAGAGCUGAAAUACCACAUACAUGAAUAAAUGCAGCCUUUAUUGUUGGUAGAAAUAUGUUUUGGAAUUUUACAUAAAUAAACCAUCUUAAAUGGUUUCUUCUAUUGAAUGUUGCAAUAUUAAAUUUAUAUAAGUAGAUAUACAAUAAUUUGUUUGGAACUAUCAAGACAUUGUAUAAUUAUGUUUAAAGAUUACUGUUACAGUCACAAAUCCAGCUUCUACCCCUUUACGUCAAAUCUUACCCAUUUGAAGUAUGAGUUCUAAAACUUUCCGUGUCACUUAAUUUACAUGCAUUAGUAAAGAAAAUUGUAUAAAACAGCUCUGUGCUUAAAAAAGGGUUAAAUUUAUGUUCCAAACUUCCAAACUUUUAAAAACAUGUAUUACAAUCACUCAUUUUCAUGUGUGCAUUAAGGUUUGUAUUAAAAUAUGAAUAAACAUU